AUGAAAUCAAGUAAACCAUUAUUAUCCAAUAAAAUCGAAGAUAUUAAUUCAAAAUUAAACGAGGAUGAAUUAAACAAUUUUACAGCAGACUGUUUAAAGAGAUAUUGUAAAGAGAAUUCAAUACAAGUUGCAACAACCAAAGCAAAUAUAAUUAUAAAUUUACUCGCACACUUUAACAAUAAUGCUAAACAACCAUUAAACGAUUUAAGUAAUAUUCAAAACCAACAACCAAAAAUGAAAUCAAUUUUAAAAAAAGAUGUCAAUAAUAAAGAUAAUAAAGAAAAUAAAGAAAAUAUUAAAGAAAUUAUUGAUAAAGUUGAAAAUUUAACAAUUGAUGAAAAAAAUAAAGAAAAGAAUGUUGUCAAAACUAGAAAACAAGCAUUGGAAAAAUACAAACAAGAACAAUUUGACGAUAAACAAGAGGACAAUGAAAUAAACUCAAAGAAAAAAGUUACCUUCAAUUCAGUAAAUCAAAUUGGUUUUGUUGAAAGAAAAGAAAGAAAUCAUUUUAAAUACUAUAUAAAUACAAAUCAAAAUAGUCCUAUUAAAAAUGAAUCUCCAUUGAAAAUUGUAAAUAAUCAAUCAUACAAUAUAUUUGACUUUAUAGGUGAAGAAGAAGAAGAGUUUGAUACAGAAACUAUGAAAAUAUGGGAAUUAAAAGAAGCAUUAGAAAUCAAUGGUUUAUCAACUGAAGGUGAUAAACAAGAAUUAAAAGAAAGAUUAGAAAGUUUUAUUGUUGAAACCUUAAACAAAGAUAAUGAAAAGGACUCUUUAAAUGAAUCAGUCGAAGAAGAUUGGAUUAGAUGGACACCUUUAAAAGCAAAAAACAGUGGCAAUAAAAAAUCUACCACUGACAAUGAUAAAAAAAGUAAAUCAAAAACUACAAAAAAAACAAUUAAAAGCAAGUCAAAACCAUCCAAAAAAUCAAAAAAGCAUCAAGACGAAGAAGAUGACGAAGAUGAAGACGACGAAAGCUAUGACUACGAUGAAGAUAAAGAUACUCCAAUUAUGACCUCACAACAAUUAUUCAAUGCUUUUAUUGAUGUUUCUGUAACCAAUAAUAAAAAAAAAUAA
Molecule: messenger RNA, 1074 nt
Organism: Dictyostelium purpureum
Lineage: Eukaryota; Evosea; Eumycetozoa; Dictyosteliales; Dictyosteliaceae
Exons: 3
Coding region: 1-1074 (357 amino acids)
Source: RefSeq, a predicted model, not a curated record